AUGUCUUCACGACUCUUCACGACCCUUUGGACUGCAGCCCUCCAGGCUGCUCCGUCGCUGGGAUUCUUCAGGCAAGAAUCCUGGAGUGGGUUGCCAUGCCCUCCUCCAGGGGAUCUUCCCAAUCCAGGGAUCAAACCUGCAUCUCCUGUGACUCCUGCAUUGCAGGUGGAUUCUUUACUGCAGAGCCGCCAGGUAAGCCCUAUACUGGCCACUCUCUGUGAAAUAGAUAUUAGUACAGCCCCUUUUACAGAAGAGGAAGCUGAGGCUCAGAGCUUUUGUUUUUGCUUUUUAAUGUUCCCCAAAUCACCCAGCUGCUAA
This is a messenger RNA of Rangifer tarandus platyrhynchus (Svalbard reindeer), 318 nucleotides long. Lineage: Eukaryota; Metazoa; Chordata; Mammalia; Artiodactyla; Cervidae. The record is from the annotation of a GenBank genome assembly.